GUACCACAAAGCCAAGUACUACAAAUACUACGGAGGCAAGUACUACAAAUACCACACAGCCAAGUACUACAAGUACCACAAAGCCAAGUACUACAAAUACUACGGAGGCAAGUACUACAAAUACCACAAAGCCAAGUAGUAAGUACCACAAAGCCAAGUACUACAAAUACUACGGAGGCAAGUACUACAAGUACCACAAAGUCAAGUACUACAAAUCCCCAAGUAGGCACAAAGACAGACGUAUGCAUCAGCAGUCAACAAGGGGCGGAAUAUACGACCCCCCAGACGUGGAGUUUUGUUGAAAUCACACAGAAAUCUCUGCAUCAAUUUUCAAACGACAUCAUUUUUAUUUACACAAAUUUCCUGUUGUUUUUCUAGUUUCAGUCGUUGAAAAACGGUAGUAUGCUGAUGCCUGGCAAAAAUGGAUUUGGGGCAGUCAAAGUUUUGGUCACAAUGGAACUGCCUAAUAUAUUCAGGAUGACCGGCCUCUCUAGCAGCCACAAUGCUCGCUGUGUAACUCAGGUAUUCAAUAUAUUCUGCAGUGGGCUUUGUGUAGCAGCUGAAAUAGGUGCCUUGGUCUUAUUCUGUGAUCCCUUAAACGUCCUUCUCGUUGCUCUUGUGUCUGUGGUGAUAGUGAUUCAUUUAAUUGAGCUGCUAAUCGAUUGUCUGCCAAUGGAACCGAGUCAUGAACUGAAGGAGAUCCGUGACAAUACUGUCAAACUGUGUUCUGCCAUCCAUCUGUCUUUAACAACUGCUGUCAUCUUUGUUGGUGUUCUGAAGUUACUUGACGACCAUGCAGAGAACAGAGACUUGGAACAGAGGCUUGUGGACUUGAUGAUCGCUUACACAGUGUUGAACGUCCUGAUUGUGAUUAGGAUUUACGUUGACAUUACCCUCAGAAAAAAAAUACUGGCAAGAAGCAAAAAAGUGAGUGCAAAAAAUGGUGAGAAAGGGAGGCAACAAAGAAAAAAGGAGCCCAGAGCGGCUGAAGUGUGUUUUAUGGCUGUCUCAGGGAUCCUCGCCGUUGGAAUCCUGUGCUUCAGUGUAGCUAUCAUUAUUGAGAUAUCAUUAUUGGAGUAGGACUGCACAGUCAAAAAAAUAAAAGAUCUGUCUGAUUUACGGUAAAAUACUGGCAGCUGUGGUUGCCAGAACUUCAGCUUGACAAAUACAGUGAGAAUAUAUCAGACAUUACAGGAUGCUUUGCUGGAUGGUGAAUGGUUUUCUACUGUAAAUUUAAAUGUAGACAUCAGCAAAAUCUGUAAUUUAGACAGAAUAAUCUUAUUUUUAGGGUAAUUGUGUGAAAUAAUAGUAUUUCUUCAUUAAUGAUACAAAAAUCUAAUAUCUUUACUGUUUAACUGUUUAAUACAGUUUCAUGAUUUACGGUAAUUCAAUAUACAGAGAUAUACAAUUUUUGAUUUUACGGUCUAUUUCAAUUUGACAGUGUUUCACUGAAAUUUCUACAACAAAAUAAUAAUUGUGUAGUAUUUUAUUUAUAUAUUUUCUUUUCAUAUGGUUGUUUUUCAUUUUUUUCAUAUUUUCAUGAAUAUAAAAUGAAUUUAAGUGCCAGAUCCUUACUGCAAUUUGCACACUUGCAUGCAUGCACAUGUUAAAAAGGCUUUUUUUUUUUUUCAACUUUUAUAUUACUACUUGUGUAUGACACAAGUUGCACUUUUUUCUGUCUUGACUUGGGCGGUUUGCUCUUGUACUGUUACUGUGACUUACAAAUCCUCAAUUCCCAGGAAAAAAUCCAUCUCUAUUUAGUACAUACUAAAUUGUUUACUAUAGUUUACUAAAUAGCAGCGUUUGUAAAAGUUAUCAAAAUGUAUGUUGAUAAUGUGAAAUUGUGUUUCUCUGGUUGGUGCCUCCUGAGCUGUAAAUACUCUUAAUAAGAAAUAAAGCAACCC
Molecule: messenger RNA, 1904 nt
Organism: Centropristis striata (black sea bass)
Lineage: Eukaryota; Metazoa; Chordata; Actinopteri; Perciformes; Serranidae
Exons: 8
Coding region: 403-1080 (225 amino acids)
Source: RefSeq, a predicted model, not a curated record